AUGAAUUCGAAGAAAACAAAAGGAAGGCAAAAGAUAAACAUAAAGAAAAUUGAGAGAGAAGAGGACAGGCUAGUCACAUUGUCGAAGCGAAAAAAUGGUAUCUACAAAAAGCUCUGUGAGCUCUCUGUUCUCUGCGACGUUAACGUUGCAUUUCUCGGGUACACCGGCUCUGGAAAGCCAUAUACAUUUGGCAGUCCAUCGUUCCAUGCCGUUGCAGAACAAUUUCUCAAUGGCGAAGCCUCAUCGUCCUCUUCUUCUUUGCAACGACCGGUUGAUAGGAACUAUAAAGCAAAGAUUCAAUAUCUUUGCGAAUUGUACAAUAAUAUGAUAGAUGCGGUACGUGCUGAGGAAGCGAAAGCAACAAAGGCAGCUGCAUCUAUGGAGCCGUUGCCAGAAGAUGCGUGGUGGAAAGUGCCUCCGGCAGAGGUGAAGGAUCAGGAAGAGAUGAAACAGUAUCUCGAGAGGUUUGAAGGGCUCUAUGAGAAGUUGUCUUAUGAACUUGCUGCAAGGAGCGGGAGAAACGAUACUGCAGAAAAGGACAAAUGA
Molecule: messenger RNA, 546 nt
Organism: Capsella rubella
Lineage: Eukaryota; Viridiplantae; Streptophyta; Magnoliopsida; Brassicales; Brassicaceae
Product: agamous-like MADS-box protein AGL29
Exons: 1
Coding region: 1-546 (181 amino acids)
Biological process (GO): regulation of transcription by RNA polymerase II
Molecular function (GO): RNA polymerase II cis-regulatory region sequence-specific DNA binding; DNA-binding transcription factor activity, RNA polymerase II-specific; protein dimerization activity
Source: RefSeq, a predicted model, not a curated record